AUGCAGCCGCCAGGGCAGUUGCCCAAUGUGGGGGUGCCUCUUCAUGGCCUUCCCCCGAACAUGGUGUUGCCACCGCCUCCGCGCCCACAUGCGGCGCCGGGCACAAUGACCAUGCCACCACAGAUGCAGAUGCAGUUGGUGGGUCAGUUGCCCAACCUUGGCGUGCCUCUUCAAGCCCUCCAGGGCCUACAAGGCCUUCCGCCGGGCAUGGUGCUACCACCGCCUCCCGCUCACUUGGGGGCGGGCGCGAUGGCACUUCCAAUAGGCUUUCCAAUCCAAGUGGCCCCAGCCACCAUGCCAGCUGGUCCAGCUGCAUCGGCGCCUGCAGCCCUUCCCAUCCCAGUGGCCCCAGCCACGAUGCCAGCUGCGGCAGCAUCGGCGCCUGCAGCCCUUCCAGCGAUAGCUCCGGCGGCUCCACCGCCGGCUCCACCGGCCCCCGGAGCACCAGCGGCUCCGCCGCCGGCACCUUUGGCCCCAGGAGCACCAGCAGCCCCCCCUGCCGGCACAGACCCCACGGUCGCCGCAGUCGCCGUUGCUCUAGGCUUGGACCCCUCGGUGUUGAAUGCUGUAGUACAAGCCCUGGGGUCUGCUGCAGGAGGGGGAGGGGAAGGUGGAGGCAACCAGCCAGGCGAAAGCCCCAAUGAGGCUGAGGGUGCCGCAGCCGUUGCCGCAGCUGCGCAGUCAGCACAAGAUAUGCAGUAUCAGCAGCAGUAUCAGUUCUAUCAGCACCUGCAAAAGCAGGAGGUGGAAAAGAGGGCCAAAACACAAGCGGCGCAGCCCCUGCGCUUCAAAGAAGGAUUUCGGCCGAUGCGGCUAUGCAAGCCCUUGAUGACCGUGGGCUUCUGCAGACAGGGUCAGGAUUGCACCUUUGCACACACCUACGAGGAGCUGCAUCCAGCAUCGCCGGAUGUCCCAGACAACAUGGCCAACGAGGAGACGGGCGCCAUGGCUGAGCAGGGAGAUAUCCCGGAAAGCCAGGUGCCAGACAUGAGGUUGAAGAAAAAGAAGGAGAUGUGCGGGCGCUUUUCUAGAGGGGAGUGCUCGCUGGGCAAGAUUUGCCCAUUUGCUCACACCGAGAGCGAGUUGGGCACCAUUGGACUGUCCGUGUGCGGCAAGGUGAAGACACGCCUAUGCGUGUUUUGGGACCCCGUCACAAAGACUGCCAAGGGAUGCAUCUAUGGCAAGAAUUGCAAUAACGCCCACGGAGAGCGGGAGAUUGGGACCAAGAGGCCGCCUCCGGAGCUAUGUCCCCCAAUGAAGCGACGGAGGGACGGGGAAUCUGUGAUACGUGGCCGCGACUAG
Molecule: messenger RNA, 1302 nt
Organism: Symbiodinium natans
Lineage: Eukaryota; Dinophyceae; Suessiales; Symbiodiniaceae
Source: the annotation of a GenBank genome assembly